CCGAGAGCGGGCCCGGCCUCUCCCGUCCCUUCCUGUCCGCGGCAGCGCCCCGGUGAGCGGCCCCCGCCCCACCGGGCCCCCCGGGGCCGGCGUCCGCGGGGCCGCGUAGGGCGAGAGGAUGUCCCGGGUGCCGGUGGGGAAGGUGCUGCUGCGGAACGUUAUCCGGCACACGGGCGCGCACAACAAGAUUCAGGAAGAGACAGAAAUGUGGAAAAUAAGGGAGUGGGAGAAACAGACAGAAGAGACUUACUGGAAAAGGCAAAGCAGAAUGUUGUCAGACACCUCCAGCAGUCGGAUGCGCAGUGAUGGCUUUGAUGAGGAUGGCCACAGGGCUGACUGGAAAACAAGGAACUCACAAUUCCUUGACCUAGUUGAAGAUGAUCUCCUUAGGGCCCGAUCCUGGAAUAAAAAGCUGUAUGAAUGUGAAGCAAAUAUGCCAGACAGAUGGGGUCACAGUGGCUACAAAGAGUUGUACCCUGAAGAAUUUGAUACAGACAGUGACAAGCCAGAAGGAGAUGAGCAAAAUGCUAUCAAUGGGAAGAAGAAAUCUCAUCUGGGAAAGCAAACUGCCCGUGAGUCGCACAAACGGAAAAAAACAAAGAAAUCACAGAAGAAGAAGCAAAAAAAGCGAUCACACAAAAAGCGGAAGAAAAAGAAAAAGGAACAAGGGCGAACAUCAUCAGAUUCUUCCCGGGAGAGCGAGUGCUCAGAAGAGGAGACUUCAAGCACCCGGAAAGGGAAACACAAGCGCAAGAAAAAGACCAGGAAAGUGCCUGCCAGGGAACCUACCUCUUCUUCUGGGCAGGAAAGUGACUUUUCUCAUGCAAGCAGCUCAACCACCAGCAGCUCUGAGGACAGUGAAUCUGAGGAGAAAAAAGAGAAACGCCCCCCCAAAAAGAGAAAGAAACGUCACAAUUCUGUGUCAGAGAGCCACAGUGAAGUACCAGAGAAGAGGAACAAGAGGAAGAACUGGAAAGUGGCUGCCGAUGAAAAAUCGGAGGAUAGCUCAGAUGAGGACUGAUGAGUCUAGGCUGCAGCUCAAACAAUAAGGUAGAGGACAGAGGCAGGUAUUUAACUUUCAGCACUGCCCCACGGUACAACUUGUUUUAACACUGUGGUUUAUAUACAUCCUGCCAGCCCACAGAGGGAGAAACUGAGCCUUGGCAGCCUGCAGUAGGUGCCCCCUUGCUUUUCAUUGACUUGGUUCAGAAAACCAGGGGAGCAGUUGCCUGUCUCACAGGCUGGCUAGUCCUGCCAAUUUCAGAUUCUUUUUCUGUAACCAGGUUGACAUCUGAUGCACAAAAAUGUUACAGGCUAUCUGCUGGGGGAAAGCGGGCGUGUUUGCACCGUUUUUAUUUAAAAAAAAAAAAAAAAAGUUUUAACAGAUCGCUUUUGUGUUACCAAAUCAAUGACCAAGACUUGCAAUAGGAGUGGGGAGAGACAAAAAGUCUGAUAACAGAGGAAAUGUCACUAGAUUUAACCCUACGGUAGCUUUCUCUUCCCAUCCUCCAAUGAAAGCAGAGCUGUGUGGCAGCAUGCACAGGGUCAACUGGACACAGAAGGGAGUGUGAGGGAAUACUCUCAUUCCAGCUGAAGGUGCGGUGACUCCUUCUGUAAUGAUGAAGAAAAGACACCAGUGCAUUUGCCUGUUUUAGACUUCUGUCCGAAUCCUGGCACGGGCUGGACAUUGCGUCUACCUUUCCUUUAUUCUCUCUAGAGGAAUGCUGAAACCAUUUGUGCUGACAGAAAUGCCUUGGUGGGGGUUGUGUUCUGGCUCUGGUCUGCCCAGUGUAUGACUGGAGAGAUUGGUACCGGGCCGUUCUCCCAGCAGUUGAACAGCCAAGCCUUUUAACAAAAUAAAUAAAUCCAGACAUG
Messenger RNA from Tyto alba (common barn owl), 1875 nucleotides. RefSeq names its product NKAP domain containing 1 (gene NKAPD1). NCBI's taxonomy places the organism in Eukaryota, Metazoa, Chordata, Aves, Strigiformes, Tytonidae. The record is from RefSeq and is a predicted model, not a curated record. The coding region runs from base 119 to 1021 and encodes 300 amino acids. The transcript is spliced from 5 exons.